GGCAGAAAUACUUGGCUUCUAUAAAGAGAAGGCCAUCUUAUAAGUGGUACUAGGAACGAAUGAAAGAAUAGGUCAGAUUAGAGAGACAAAAAGGCAAUUAACUAGAAUGCAAGCUAUGUCCUCCUCCCUUCAAACUGUUCUCCUGCAGCAACAAACUGCUGUAAAACUCCUACUUGGGGUACUUGUUAUUUCGGCAGCAACAUUUGUAGCAGCAGUAGUUGAACCCAAUUCCAGCUGCAACAGAGCAUGUGGAUCGCUUGACAUCCCCUACCCAUUUGGAACAUCCGAAGGCUGCUACCUUGACUCAUCUUUUCUCAUUACUUGCGACUCCUCCUCCUCCGAGACGAGUACUCCAACACCAUUUCUGGGCAUUGGUAACAUAAAGGUACUCAACAUAUCAUUGGAUGGUGAAUUGCGAGUCCCAAGUCCUAUAGCCCGUUAUUGCCCAUACUAUAGGUUGGAUGGUCUCUUCCUGAACACGUUCCCCAUCUCGUAUACAAAGAACGUGUUGACCACCGUCGGUUGUGAAACUCUGGGGUUUAUUAAAAAUUUAGUCUCAGACAAGAAUUAUACGACAGGAUGCAUUUCAGUCUGUGAUAGCAUCGAUGGCAUGGUUAACGGUUCUUGCUCUGGCAUAGGAUGUUGCCAGACUUCUAUCCCAGUUGGAAUAAAAGAUUUAACUGUGUCAAUUCGCAAGGUCGUAUCAAACCACUCCAAUGCAAGCGAAUUGAUCAGUCCAUGUGGUUUCGCCUUUGUGGUGGAAGAAAAAGCAUACAACUUUUCGUCCUUGGAUCUUCAAAAUAUGCAAGAUAAAGAAGUUGUUCCCUUAGUGUUAGAUUGGGCAGUUGGGAACCAAACAUGCGAAGAUGCUAAAAAGAAUACUAUAGGAUACGCAUGUAAGGCAAAUAAUAGUGAAUGUUACAAUUCCACAAACGGUCCUGGGUAUCGCUGCAACUGCUCCUCAGGCUAUUAUGGAAACCCAUAUCUCUCUGGUGGUUGCCAAGAUAUUGAUGAGUGUGAAACUCCAAAUCAUGGGUGCACUGUUAAUGCAUGCGUCAACCAUGUGGGGUCUUACCGCUGUUCUUGCCCCAAGGGAUACGAAGGAGAUGGGAGGAGAGAUGGAAAUGGUUGCAGUCCUAAACGAAGCAAUUAUAGGAAUAUCGUUAUUGCCCUGGGUAUCGGCAUGAGUCUCUUGGUCUUGCUCUUGGGAGGUUUAGUACUUUUGGGAUUGAAAAGAAGGAAGCACUUGAAACUCGAAGAACAGUACUUCCAACAAAAUAGUGGCUCUGUGGACAUGACAACGCGAUAAACCAACUCUUGUAACCCCUAGAUGAUGGCUGAUAGGUAGUUAAUUAGUGCCUAAUAAUUGAUUUACAUGAAUUAAUGAGAACCAUUCAUGCAUGAACUUUUGUAUGCUUAUUAAUGUUGUGUGAUAAUGAUAUAGACUACCAAAGAUAGAUUAUUUAGUACUUUUUUUUCCUUGAUAAGUGUUAUUUAAAGGUCUUUAUAUUAUACAUUAUUCACGUGGUAUAAUUUAA
Carya illinoinensis is the source of this 1538-nucleotide messenger RNA. RefSeq names its product wall-associated receptor kinase 2-like. Gene Ontology annotation, cellular component: membrane. The record is from RefSeq and is a predicted model, not a curated record. Gene Ontology annotation, molecular function: calcium ion binding; protein serine/threonine kinase activity; polysaccharide binding. The transcript has 4 exons. Bases 107 to 1309 code for a protein of 400 amino acids. NCBI's taxonomy places the organism in Eukaryota, Viridiplantae, Streptophyta, Magnoliopsida, Fagales, Juglandaceae.